This is a messenger RNA of Scedosporium apiospermum, 261 nucleotides long. RefSeq lists its product as uncharacterized. Bases 1 to 261 code for a protein of 86 amino acids. The transcript has 2 exons. Lineage: Eukaryota; Fungi; Ascomycota; Sordariomycetes; Microascales; Microascaceae. The record is from RefSeq and is a predicted model, not a curated record.
AUGAAUCCAAGGAUACUCGCCGCCAGCCGUGCCCUUCGCGCUGGCUUCACCGCCCGCGGCUUCCAGACGUCUUCCAGGCUCUCUUCGGUCGCCGCUGCGCUUCCGGCCAGCAAGCCUGUUGGCGCAUUCCGCUCAGGAAUACUCGGUUUCUUUGCUGGCACCACGAUUGCCGGCUUCGCCGCCUAUAGCUACGUGCGCCAGGAAUUCAAGACUGCGAACGAUCUCCUCCUCGAGGACCUUUACGUGCGUUUGGCCAUCUAA